This is a messenger RNA of Boleophthalmus pectinirostris (great blue-spotted mudskipper), 3882 nucleotides long. It is a transcript of the gene slc6a7, whose product is annotated as solute carrier family 6 member 7. Gene Ontology annotation, molecular function: L-proline transmembrane transporter activity. The record is from RefSeq and is a predicted model, not a curated record. Bases 803 to 2743 code for a protein of 646 amino acids. The transcript has 15 exons. NCBI's taxonomy places the organism in Eukaryota, Metazoa, Chordata, Actinopteri, Gobiiformes, Gobiidae. Gene Ontology annotation, biological process: sodium ion transmembrane transport. Gene Ontology annotation, cellular component: membrane.
CAGUAUAUCUCAAUAAGUAGGUACCUUGAAUAACAAUAUUUAUUGACCCAGAGCAGUGAGUUCCACUGUUGAGUAGAGGCACUCAACAGAUUGGAUGGAUUUAAAGAAGCAACACAAGCUUAUGUGGAUUAAACGGUUUGUAAAGUGCAGUGAAGAGGAGGAAACUCUCUUAACAUCCACAUGAUUGAGCUAUUAAGUCUCACUGCUGGUAUGACACUGCCUGCUAUAUUUGUGUUUCACAGAAUUUUCUGGACAGCAAAGAUAUUAAAAACAUACUAUUUGAAAUUCUGUCUCUUUGCCUUUGGCGUAUGUAUAUAAUGUUUCUUGUGCAAAUUUAGAUGUCAGACCUGUGUCAUCAGAAUCAGAGGAAGUCAAACUGAGAAGUGUGGUUGGAUCAGAUUAUGCGGCAUGCUCGCUGUUUUGCACUUACAGCUGAGCACCAUCCAUAGUUCGUCAGUCUGUGGCAGUGUACACCGUUGCCAGCCCAGUGACCAUAGAUGUCCAUGAUAUUGAUAAGCCUGCCCUUCAUGAUGAGGAAGAGGCGGUGCUUCCUCUUCACCUCCGCUGCACCUGCGCGCUUCUGCUCUGCCUUCUCACAUCUCGCCGCCCACAGACGCUUCCUGCAUCAUCGCUGAUGUCUGCCUCCAGUUUCACCGCCGGUAACAACGGCCAACAAUAGGCCCGGGGCCAGGAUCUAACUUAUGGAACAUGGCGAUAGUUUUGAGAGGACUUUAAACUAAUGAAAUGUGGCCAAAACUACGACUAGCAGAUUAAUAAAACUUCACCUGUGCCUGGCGGGGAAAUGCAGGACGAAAGCGGCAAAGCACCUCCCGGGAGCCCCGCUGCGCAGAAUUCAAUACAUAAAAACGGACAUGCUGUUACUCAGAAUGGCCUUAACGGAACACAUACAACAGGACUCCAGACACCAGUGGACUCCAGAGCCCCCAGUCCUAUACCUGCGCUCCCCCCAACCAUCCCAAGGGAACAGUGGGGUGGAAAAUAUGAGUUCCUGCUCUCCUGUAUCGGAUACUGUGUUGGGCUUGCAAAUGUGUGGAGAUUCCCAUACCUAUGUUAUCGCAAUGGAGGAGGGGUAUUUCUCAUCCCAUACUUUAUUAUGCUGUUUGUCACUGGAGUGCCACUGUUCCUCAUGGAGCUGAGUUUAGGCCAGUAUGGAGCAGCAGGCCCGAUCACUGUGUGGAAAUGUUGCCCUCUGCUAAAAGGGAUUGGCAUUGGGAUGCUGUGCGUGUCUACUCUUGUGUCUCUCUAUUAUAAUGUCAUUAUUGCAUGGACAUUUUAUUACCUGGGGAGCUCAUUUCAGAGCCCCCUGCCCUGGUCCUGUGAUGCUGUAGCCAAUGCAGCGCUCUGUGGAAAUGAGACAGAAGGGAAUACCACCAAAAGACUCAGCCCCACCGAAAUCUUCUGGAAUGAGCGUGUUCUGGGGGUAGUGUACAGUGAGGGGCUCCAUGACCCCGGCCCGGUGCGAUGGCAGUUAGCUCUCUGUCUACUGGCUGCCUGGUUCAUCAUCUUUCUGUGCAUGCUUAAGGGCAUCCACAGCUCUGGGAAGGUGGUCUAUGUAACAGCCACUUUCCCAUACUUUGUGCUCAUUGUCCUAAUCAUCAGAGGGGCUACACUUGAAGGAUCGCUGCAAGGCGUUGCUUUCUACCUCACUCCAGACUGGGCCCGGUUAGGAAGUGCACAGGUGUGGAAUGAUGCAGCCUCACAGAUAUUCUACUCUCUGGGGAUAGGUGUUGGUGGGCUUCUCUCGAUGGCCUCAUAUAACAAGUUUGACAACAAUGUGAUCAGGGAUACUAUAGUUAUCACAGUGGGGAACUGUGCGACCAGCUUCUUUUCUGGGUUUGCCAUUUUCUCCAUCCUGGGACACAUGGCGUGGAGGAAGGGAGUGCCGGUCAAAGACGUGGCUGACACAGGUCCAGGUUUGGCAUUUGUUGCUUACCCAGAAGCCCUUGCUCUGCUGCCAGGGUCCGUAUUCUGGUCCAUCCUAUUCUUCCUCAUGCUGUUUAUGCUGGGAGUUGAUACUCUGUUUGGCAACAUGGAGGGCAUCACCACAGCAGUGCUGGAUGAGUUUCCACAGCUCAGGCAAAAUGCGCUGCACAAGUCGUUGUUCCUGGGCGUACUCUGUUUUGCCUUCUACCUUAUGGGCCUCCUGCUGGUCACUAAUGGGGGCAUUUACUGGUUCACCCUCAUUGACUCAUUCAGCACCAGUUUUGGCCUCAUCAUAAUCACCCUCUUCAUGUGCCUUGGCAUCUCCUUUUUCUAUGGAGUGAACCAGUUUUGUCAGGACAUCAUAGAUAUGAUCCGUCACUGCCCUCCGUGGUGCUCCAAAGUUUUGCUUUACUUCAAAGGAUGCUGGGUUUUCUUCACUCCGUUUCUUUUAAUGUUCAUCCUGACUUUCAUCUUCAUUGAAAUGUACAACACACCUCUUAUGUACGGGUCCUAUAAGUAUCCCAUGUGGGGUAAAGCGCUCGGCGUGUGCAUGGCAACAGUCUGCUGUCUACAGAUCCUCAUUUGGGGCAUUGUCGCCAUCUGCAAAGAAACUGGGACGCUGAAAGACCGUUUUCAAAAAUCUAUUCGACCUCUAAACUCCUGGAGGGUGAACAAUUUGAACAGCACCGGGCGGGUGGAGGAGCGGGUGGAGCCGGAGAGAGUGGAGGCUCCGUUUACAGUGACGCUCACGGAUAUGGACUUCACCGCCAUGACCUGGGAGGUGGGGAGCCACGCGUGAUCUGUUGGAGAACAGGGAAUGAACUACUUAAGGAGAAACUAUUACAAUUGCACAACUUGACUCUGAAAGCUAUAUCUGUAAGAACUGUCCUGGAGUGCUCCUGGAUUUAUUAAAUCAAACUGUUGUUUACCGUCAGGACAAUCUUCAGCACUGAAGAUAUUUUUGUUUUAAGAUAUGGAUGAUAUGGACUCUAUAAUUUAUUAACAUUGCCAGUGUCAAUAAGUAAUUUAUUGUUGAAAGUUUUUUUGUUAAAGUUGCGCUAUGUAACUGGGAGACUGCUACCAUCUUGUCUGGAGGCAUAUUUUAUUGCUUUACCUGGAAUGUUCCACAUCAUAGCAUUAAACGUCUCUGUCUCCAUAAAGGAAGUCCACUCACAUUAAUAAUUUUUCAUUGUACUUUUCUUGCAAUAACAAUGCCUGUAAUUAAAUAAAUAUGACAAAUAUAUCAAACUGAGCAACAUUGUAGGUAAAGCGUUAAGGAGGUGGCGCAUGGUCCACUAGAAAAGUUACACAAUGCACCUUUAAAAAAGUGAUCAUGUUUAUGAAAAAAUAUCACUUGAAUUUCCAGACUUCCAACUCAAUCAUUGUUCUGCGACAACGUUCUGUUAAAACAAGCUAAACUGGUGGUGUUUUUAAAUUCUUAUUUUGCAAAACUGUUUUUACUGUAAAUUAUAAUUUUAAAUGAAAAGAUCAUAAAUUAAAGAAAGAAAUAUGUUGCCAAACUCUAGAUGCUUGUUAUUCAGAUGUUUUAAUUGUGUGAUGGGCAUUGAACUGUCUACAUUUCAAGUAGUUAUUUUAUUUUAAAUGUUUUGAUAUUUUGAUCUACAGAGACUGUUUACUUGUUUGCAUACAUUUGGAACAAGAGGGAAUAGCUGGUCUCUUUCAUGUUCUUUGUAAACAAUUGUAAAUGGAAUAGUGGCUUAGUAUUGUAAAAAUUGUUAUUACUCAAAAGUUUAUUUUCUUACAUUAAAAUGAAAAAUGUGCCAUGUUGCACAGUCGACAUGCUGCUUAUGUACAUGAUAGAAGUUUAUUUAAUAUUAUAAAGUAAAAUCUGAGAUUGUCAAUAAUAUUCUCUAUGCUAUCUUGCUUUGAUUUUGUUGUUUUAAUUUGAAAAAAAAAUAAAAGUGUCACUGGACAUCA